Molecule: messenger RNA, 4228 nt
Organism: Macrobrachium nipponense
Lineage: Eukaryota; Metazoa; Arthropoda; Malacostraca; Decapoda; Palaemonidae
Product: mucin-2-like
Biological process (GO): proteolysis
Molecular function (GO): zinc ion binding; metalloendopeptidase activity
Source: RefSeq, a predicted model, not a curated record
CUUCUGCUCUUCCCGUUAGAACGUUAUGGCGUCCUCUUCCUGGCUCCUCCUCCUCCUCUUCUCUACUUUUGCGGUUGCAGUUUCCCCAGCAACGAGGGGUGUCAGACCGGAGAGGUCGGACCUGUCCCGCGUCAACGGAGAGGACCUGUUUGAGGGAGACAUCCUGCUGACAGCGGAGCAAAGGGUGGAGUUGAAGGAAAGGAAAGCCAUCCCUGAUUUAGCCAAACGAUGGCCGGAAGGCGACGAUGGGUACCCGCGAGUUCUUUACACGUUUUACGACGCAAUGGUCAAUCAAGCAGCAAUUCUUGACGCCAUCAAGCACUGGGAAGAAGAAACCUGCAUAAGGUUUGAGCGAACAAAUACCACCGAGAAAAGGCCUCACCUGCAAUUCCUCAAGAGCAAUGGUUGUUGGUCCUACAUCGGGAGGAUACUUCAGUCAGGACAGCAGAUAUCGAUUGGGAAUGGGUGUGAUAAUAGAGGAACGAUCGCCCACGAGAUCGGCCACGCCAUCGGCUUCUAUCACGAGCAGUCGCGAACAGAUAGAGACGACCACGUGUAUGUCCACAUGGACAAUGUUAUUCCUCACUUACAGAAGAACUUCGACAAAUACAUCGUCAAUAACUACUCCGUCCCCUAUGACUUUUCGUCCGACAUGCAUUACAUCUCGAAUAGUUUUACGGUAAAUGGCAAACUCACCAUUUCGACGAAGAACCCUCUGGCGCAAGAACUGAUCGGACAGAGACAAGGCCUCAGCCAUUACGAUAAGCUUUUGGCGAAUAAGAUGUAUUCGUGUAUAUCAAAAUGGCUGAGAAAUUGUGGCCUCGAAGCGGAUCCUUGCCAAAACGACGGUUACCUGAGGUCGGAUUGCCUUUGUGCCUGCCGAUCGGGGACGUCCGGAAACUUCUGCGAAAUUGUUACCCAGGGAUACUAUGACAGCAUGCUGUCCUCCUGUUCUGAAAAUGUCACCGCCGAGGGAAAUGUGACGUCUCCUAAUUACCCAAAUAACUAUUCACCCGGGACGAGAUGUGUCAAAUGGAUCCAGGCUCCUCCGUGCCACGUCGUCAACAUCACCUUCAGCUCUUUUGAAAUCUACGGCCAGAGCUCCCUGUGCGACGGGAAUGACUGCUGCUUCUUGGACUUUCUGGAGAUAAGAACUCACGACCUUCACAGUGGCGAUGUGUACUGUGGCAGAGACAUUGCUCCCGGGACGUCGUUCACCUCCGGCAGCAGCAACCAGAUGAUUCUGUUCUUCGAGGCAGAGACAGGCUCUUUCCCCGGGUGGGCAGCCAUCGUGAGAUUUGAGCCUCAUUCAGAGUGCUCGUCCACUACAGACUCUACCAGUACAUCUUUAGCAAAAACAUCUAUUGCCAAUACUAAAUUUUCAUCUGGGGAGACAACAUCAACUACAACAACAAAAGCAGUGGCACCUGCCACAGUAGCAGAUUCCACAACAAGAGAAGCUUUCACAGCCUCCUUUUCAGCUGCAGCCACUGGAUUAACAAAAGCUACUACAGCUACAGCAGAGCCCUCCAAAACAAACACAACGAAUGCAACUGGCCUAUCUACAUUCUCUACUCCAACUACACCAGAGCUUGCCACCACUACCACUAUCAGACCUACAUCAGAACAUAUGACAACCACUGAAACUACACAGGCACCUAUCACCACCAGAAAUACAGAUACUACACCAGAACCUCCAACAGCUUUUAGACUGACUGCACCAGAAACUGCCACAAAAUCAAAGACCUCAGCCAUAACAACUAUCGCAAAAACAUCUGAUAUCAGUAAUCUGGAACCUAUCAUAACCCCUUCUUUAACUAGUCCAAGAAUAAGUCCAACAACAAAUACAACUAGAACUAUACAUGAAAUAGUAACAACCUCCACUAAGACGAUAUCAGAAACCACAACAACCAUCACCAGAACUGAACCAAAGCCAACAACAACUCCAGAACCAACAAAAACAACUGAUAAAAUCACAUUUAACCCUACCAUUAGUACUGCAGAAACAACACUAAAAACAACAACUGCUACCCCCAUAACAACAUUAUACCAAAGAACUAACACCACUUUUCCUACAUCUGUCAUAGCUAUAAACACCACUACAGCUAUUCAAAAAGCAACCACCACAUCUACAAAUAAACCAGAGCCAACUGCUACAACCACAGGAAAAUCAGAACCAAGCACAAAUGUCACUAUUAGUAAUUCUGACAAAACUACAACCUCUGUCACAGCUACACCAGAACCAACAACAACCAAAUCUACAACUACAACAAAACCAACAACCACAACCAGAACACCAGAACCAAGCACAAGUGCUACUACUAAAAAAUCUGAGAAAAUUACAACCACUGCUACAGCUACACCAGAACCAGCAACAACCACAUCUACAACUACACCAAAACCAACAACUACAACCGGAACACCAGAACCAAGCACAAGUGCUACUGUUACUGAAUCUGAGAAAUUUACAACCACUGGUACAGCUUCACCAGAACCAACAACAACCACAUCUACAACUACACCAAAACCACCAACUAAAAGCAGAACAUCAGAACCAAGCACAAGUGCCACUACUGAAUCAGAGAAAACUACAACCACUGUUACAGCUACACCAGAACCAACAACCACCACAUCUACAACUACACCAAAACCAACAACUACAACCACAGGAACAUCAGAACUUAGCACAAGUGCCCCUAUUACUGUAUCUGAGAAAACUACAACCACUGUCACAGCUACACCAGAACCAACAACAACAACAUCUAUGACUACCCUAAAACCAACUUCUUCCACCAGAAUGACAUUAGAACCAAGAACAAGCACUAUUAGAAUUACACCUGACCUAACUGCGACUACAAAGAGAACAACACCAGAAAUAACCACAACAUAUAUUACUGGUACACAGGAACAAACAACCACCGCCACUAGUGAUUCACUGGAAACAACAGUAAACGCUGACAAAAUCACACCAGAGACAACUGCAGCUACUCCUACUACUUCUUACUUAACAGCAAUAAGUAAUGGAACAACACCACACUACAUGCAAACCACUACUAUUACAAUUCUGAACUCUAACAUAACAGCCACUACAGCAACACGAGAACCUGUUAAAACCACUUUUAUACAUACAGGAGGUUUUACUUUUUCUGGAACUGUAACUACACCAUUACCUGCCACACCAAUCUCUACAACUACAUCAGAAGCCUUUAGAACUACGACUAGGACUUCGACAAAUUAUACUAACAUCACCACAUCCAGUACUGCCAGUUCUGCUGGACUCUUCAAUGCAACAGUCACUGCAUAUAGUACAAUCAUUCCUGUUUCACCCAUACUCCAAACAACUAAUGCUACCAGGACGUCACCUCGCACCACUUCCACAGCUGGAACUACACCGAGAACAACCACACGUAUACCAACAACAACCACUGUCAGUAUUACAAGACUACAAAAAUCUACCACACCAACUACUACCACACCUACCACCACUACUACAAAAACUACCACACCAACAACUACCACACCUACAACCACUACUACAAAAACUACCACACCAACAACUACCACACCUACCACCACUACUACAAAAACUACCACACCAACAACUACCACACCUACCACGACUACAAAAACUACCACACCAACAACUACCACACCUACAACCACGACUACAAAAACUACCACACCAGCAACUACCACACCUGCAACCACUACUACAAAAACUACCACACCAACAACUACCACACCUGCCACCACUACUACAAAAACUACCACACCAACAACUACCACACCUACCACCACUACUACAAAAACUACCACACCAACAACUACCACUACAAAAACUACCACACAGCAACUACCACACCUAACAACUACGACUACAAAAAAAACUACCUCACCCAACACUACACACCUAACAAACACGACUACCACAAAAACUACCACACCUGCAACCACUACUACAAAAACUACCACACCUGCAACCACUACUACAAAAACUACCACACCAACAACUACCACACCUGCAACCACUACUACAAAAACUACCACACCAACAACUACCACACCUGCAACCACUACUACAAAAACUACCACACCAACAACUACCACACCUGCAACCACUACUACAAAAACUACCACAAUAACAACUACCACACCUACAACCACGACUACAAAAACUACCACACCUGCCACCACUACUACAAAAAAACUACCACCACCAACAACUACC